Messenger RNA from Marmota flaviventris (yellow-bellied marmot), 5161 nucleotides. It is a transcript of the gene Adcy9, whose product is annotated as adenylate cyclase 9. Gene Ontology annotation, biological process: cyclic nucleotide biosynthetic process; intracellular signal transduction; adenylate cyclase-activating G protein-coupled receptor signaling pathway. NCBI's taxonomy places the organism in Eukaryota, Metazoa, Chordata, Mammalia, Rodentia, Sciuridae. Gene Ontology annotation, cellular component: plasma membrane. The record is from RefSeq and is a predicted model, not a curated record. Gene Ontology annotation, molecular function: adenylate cyclase activity.
GUUCGCCCCCGGCGGAGUUGUUUUUGCGAAAGCCGGUCGCCGUGCCGAGAGCGCUCAAGGUCUGAACUUCCCUCCGGAGCCGCAGUUGGAGGCGUGCGGCGCGGAGGCCACCAGCGGGCGAGGGCGCCCGAGGGGAGCGCACUGUGUCCGGGACCCGGGACCCAGGGCGGCCGCGGCGCCGGGACCCUCGGGAGCACCAGGUACCCCUGACCCGGCCGGGGAGGUUCUGAGAGCUCGGCAACAUGGCUUCCCCGCCCCACCAGCAGCUGCUGCAUCACCACAGCACCGAGGUGAGCUGCGACUCGAGCGGAGACAGCAAUAGCGUGAGGGUCAAGAUCAAUCCCAAGCAGCUGUCCUCCAACAGCCACCCCAAGCACUGCAAGUACAGCAUUUCAUCCAGCUGCAGCAGCUCCGGGGACUCCGGGGGCCUUCCCCGGCGAGUGGGUGGCGGGGGCCGCCUGCGCAGGCAGAAGAAGCUGCCCCAGCUGUUCGAGAGGGCCUCCAGCCGGUGGUGGAACCCCAAGUUCGACUCGGUGAACCUGGAGGAGGCCUGCCUGGAGCGCUGCUUCCCACAGACCCAGCGCCGCUUCCGGUACGCGCUCUUCUAUGUUGGCUUCGCCUGCCUUCUCUGGAGCAUCUAUUUCGCUGUCCACAUGAGAUCCAAACUGUUCGUCAUGGUGGCCCCCACUCUGUGCUUCUUGGUGGUGUGCGUGGGCUUUUUUCUGUUUACCUUCACCAAACUGUACACCCAACAUUACGCGUGGACCUCGCUGGCUCUCACCCUGCUGGUAUUUGCCCUGACCCUGGCUGCCCAGUUUCAGGUUUUGACACCCCUCUCAGGACGCGUAGACAGCUACAAUCAUACUCCUGCAACCAAGCCCACAGACACCUGCCUAUCCCAAGUGGGGAGCUUUUCAAUGUGCGUGGAAGUGCUCCUUUUACUCUACACCGUCAUGCACUUACCUUUGUACUUGAGCUUGUUUUUGGGGGUGGCCUAUUCAGUCCUUUUUGAGACAUUUGGCUAUCACUUCCGAGAUGAAGACUGCUUCCCCUCCCCCGCAGCCCAGGCCCUGCACUGGGAGCUACUGAGCCGAGCUCUGCUCCACGUCUGCAUCCAUGCCAUUGGGAUCCACCUGUUUGUCAUGUCUCAGGUGAGGUCUAGGAGCACCUUCCUCAAGGUAGGACAAUCCAUCAUGCACGGAAAAGAUCUGGAAGUAGAAAAGGCCCUCAAAGAGAGGAUGAUUCAUUCUGUGAUGCCAAGAAUCAUAGCCGAUGACUUAAUGAAACAGGGGGAUGAGGAAAGUGAGAAUUCCAUCAAGAGGCAUGCUACCUCUAGCCCCAAGAACAGGAAGAAAAAGUUCUCCAUACAGAAAGCUCCUAUAGCAUUCCGCCCUUUUAAAAUGCAGCAGAUUGAAGAAGUUAGUAUUUUAUUUGCAGAUAUUGUAGGCUUCACCAAGAUGAGUGCCAACAAGUCUGCUCAUGCCUUGGUGGGGCUCCUCAAUGACCUGUUUGGUCGCUUUGACCGACUGUGUGAGGAGACCAAGUGUGAGAAGAUCAGUACUCUGGGAGACUGUUACUAUUGUGUGGCAGGGUGUCCAGAGCCUCGGGCAGACCAUGCCUACUGUUGUAUUGAAAUGGGCCUAGGCAUGAUAAAAGCUAUUGAGCAGUUCUGCCAGGAGAAGAAGGAAAUGGUGAACAUGCGCGUUGGGGUUCACACAGGGACUGUCUUGUGUGGUAUCUUGGGCAUGAGAAGGUUCAAGUUUGAUGUGUGGUCCAAUGAUGUGAACUUGGCCAAUCUCAUGGAGCAGCUGGGAGUGGCUGGCAAAGUUCACAUUUCUGAGGCCACUGCAAAAUACUUAGAUGACCGGUACGAAAUGGAAGAUGGGAAAGUUAUUGAACGCCUUGGCCAGAGUGUGGUUGCUGACCAGUUGAAAGGUUUGAAGACAUACCUGAUAUCGGGUCAGAGAGCCAAGGAGUCUCACUGCAGCUGUGCAGAGGCCUUGCUUUCUGGCUUUGAGGUCCUUGACGGCUCACGGGUGUCCUCAGGCCCUAGGGGACAGGGGACAGCAUCGUCAGGGAGUGUCAGUGACUUGGCGCAGACUGUCAAAACCUUUGAUAACCUUAAGACCUGUCCGUCAUGUGGAAUUACAUUUGUUCCCAAAUCUGAAGCUGGUGCGGAAGGAGCAGCUGUGCAAAAUGGCUGUCAAGACGAGCCUAAGACCAGCACCAAGGCUGCCGGAGGACCGAAUUCCAAAGCCCAGAAUGGACUUCUGAGCCCUCCCCAAGAAGAGAAGCUCACCAACAGCCAGACCUCCCUGUGCGAGAUCCUUCAGGAGAAGGGCAGGUGGGCGGGCGUGAGCCUCGACCAGUCAGCCCUCCUCCCACUGAGGUUCAAGAACAUCCGUGAGAAGACAGACGCGCAUUUUGUGGACGUUAUCAAAGAAGACAGCCUGAUGAAGGAUUAUUUUUUCAAGCCACCCAUUAACCAGUUCAGCCUCAACUUCCUGGAUGCGGAGCUGGAGCGCUGCUACAGGACCAGCUAUCAGGAGGAGGUCAUAAAGAAUUCUCCUGUGAAGACUUUUGCCAGUGCUACCUUCAGCUCCCUCCUGGAUGUGUUUCUGUCCACAACAGUGUUCCUGAUCCUCUCGGUCACCUGCUUCCUCAAGUAUGGGGCUGCUGCCACGCCUCCUCCACCCGCUGCUCUGGCCGUCUUCAGUGGGGCCCUGCUGCUGGAGGUGCUGUCCCUUGUGGUCUCCGUCAGGAUGGUGUUCUUCCUGGAGGAUGUCAUGGCAUGCACAAAGCACCUGCUGGAGUGGAUUGCUGGCUGGCUCCCUCGCCACUGCAUUGGGGCUGUCCUGGUGUCCCUGCCUGCCCUUGCUGUCUACUCGCACAUCACCUCUGAAUUUGAGACAAAUAUACACUUCACUGUGUCCACCAGCUCGGCAGUGCUGGUGGCCGUUGUGCACUACUGUAACUUCUGCCAGCUCAGCUCCUGGAUGAGGUCCUCCCUUGCUACCAUCGUGGGGGCUGGGCCACUGCUCCUGCUCUACAUCUCCCUGUGUCCAGACAGUUCCAUAGUAAUUUCACCCCUGGAUGCAGCACAGAAUUUCAGUGCCAAGAGGAGCCCAUGCAACAGCUCGCUGCCACAGGACAGCAGCGAGCCAGCCAGCCUCGUGGGCAAGGAGCUCAUUCUUGCCUUCUUCCUCCUGCUCCUGCUGGUCUGGUUCCUGAACCGAGAGUUCGAGGUCAGCUACCGCCUGCACUACCAUGGGGAUGUGGAGGCAGAUCUCCACCGCACCAAGAUCCAGAGCAUGAGGGACCAGGCCGACUGGCUGCUGAGGAACAUCAUCCCCUACCACGUGGCAGAGCAGCUGAAGGUUUCCCAGACCUACUCCAAGAACCACGACAGCGGAGGAGUGAUCUUUGCCAGCAUCGUCAACUUCAGCGAGUUCUAUGAGGAGAACUACGAAGGGGGCAAGGAGUGCUACCGCGUCCUCAAUGAGCUCAUCGGGGACUUCGAUGAGCUCCUGAGCAAGGCGGACUACAGCAGCAUUGAGAAGAUCAAGACCAUUGGGGCCACAUACAUGGCUGCGUCGGGGCUGAACACUGCCCAGUGCCAGGAGGGCGGCCACCCACAGGAGCACUUGCGGAUCCUUUUCGAGUUCGCCAAGGAGAUGAUGCGUGUGGUAGACGACUUCAACAAUAACAUGCUCUGGUUCAACUUCAAGCUCAGGGUCGGCUUUAACCAUGGGCCCCUCACGGCGGGUGUCAUCGGUACCACCAAGUUGCUAUAUGACAUCUGGGGGGACACUGUCAACAUUGCCAGCAGGAUGGACACCACUGGGGUGGAGUGCCGCAUCCAGGUGAGCGAAGAGAGUUACCGCGUGCUGAGCAAAAUGGGCUACGACUUCGACUACCGGGGGACGGUGAAUGUCAAGGGCAAAGGGCAGAUGAAGACCUACCUUUACCCAAAGUGCACGGACAAUGGGGUGGUACCCCAGCACCAGCUGUCCAUUUCCCCGGACAUCCGUGUCCAGGUGGAUGGCAGCAUCGGGCGAUCUCCCACGGACGAGAUCGCCAACCUGGUGCCUUCUGUCCAGUACUCAGACAAGACAUCCUUGGGCUCUGAUGACAACGCACAGGCUAAAGACCUGCACCUGUCUUCUAAAAGACCCUGGAAAGAGCCCAUCAAGGCCGAAGAAAGGUGUCACUUUGGCAAAGCCAUAGAGAAGGAGGACUGUGAAGAUGUGGGAGCGGAAGAAGCCAACGAGCUCACCAAGCUCAACGUCUCCAAGAGUGUGUGAGGCAGCGCCCAGAGCUGCCCGAGGUGCUCUGUUCGUCGAAACACAAUAAUAUUUGUAUUUGGCUGUGGCACUUUCUAAGCGCCACAGUUCCUGUCCCGGAUGUGGUGUUAUGUGGUCAUUUCAGCCCUAAUUCUGUGUGGAUCACAGUUAUUCAGGGUUCGUUUCCAUCCAUUUCUUCUUUCCUUUGCUCCCUUCCUUGGAAAUCGCCCCCCUUGGGGAUGAUCCGUUCAGCUGCUGAAGGAGAACAAGUGCCUUCAGGGUGGGCUCGCCUCCAGGCCAGGACGGCGGCCAGUGGGGUUGUGGUUCUGGGUACUGUUUGACUUUUGAAACAGAAGCUGUGGUUAGAUCUCAUUUUUAUUGCCUUUUCUCACAAGACACUUUUUGUUGUUGUUGGCUCAUACAGUGUUUCCAAGUUUAUUUUUUUCUGUAUACGUGAUAGUGUUUCCCAGUCACCUGGCCUUUCUCAGUAAGCACACACACGCACACACAUUUGCAUCUAUGAAUCUGGUAUAAAGUGCCAGUUAUUCGCUGGGAUGGGGUAGAGAGGGGAGCAUGGGCUGAAAAAGCCCAGAAGCCCCUCCUGCCUUGCUCUCCCAAGCACCUGGGCCCUCCCGCGCAUGGGCCAUGGGUGGACCGCUCCCCACAUCAAGUGAUUUCAGGGUUCACCCGCAUGCAGGCCAAGAUUUCAAAUGCUCACCAGGCACAAAGCUUGUAAACCCAGGCCUCAGGUAUCUCAAAGCCCUUCUUCACCCUGACCCUCCACCGAGGGGGUCUUCCAGUGGAAGUGAAGGUGUUUGUCUUAGAAGCUGACUCGUAAGAGGGGGAAGCUCAAAAUAAAUGUCUGAGGGUUGCAGUUA